GAGUGGAGAGAACACAAAGCUCAGAAAGGGCUAGAGCUCCCAAUCCCAUGGCUCCUUCCAUCUUUUUUUUCAUCUUCUUUGUGCAAUUUUCUAUUGCCAUCACUAACUCCUGCUUUGGCCAAUCCUUGCAAAACUUCCCUGCAAUCAUUAUUUUCGGAGACUCAAGUGUUGAUACCGGAAAUAACAAUUACAUCUUAACCACAUUCAAAUGCGAUCAUCCUCCAUAUGGGCAACGCUUUCCGGGGCACAUUCCCACAGGGAGGUUUUCAGAUGGAAAACUUGUCCCGGAUUUUAUGGCAUCUGUACUAGGCCUCAAGGAUAGUGUUCCUCCAUUCCUGCAGCCAUACUUAUCUGAGUAUGAACUUCUGACAGGUGUCAAUUUUGCAUCGGGUGGAUCAGGAUUCGAUGAGUUAACUACUGUUGCUUCUAGAGUAAUCCCAAUGUCCAUGCAACUGGAUUUAUUUUGGAAGUACAUAGAGAGGUUGAACAUAAUAGCAGGAGAGGAAGAGGCUCAAAGAAUAAUCAAUCAGGCUUUGGUCAUCAUAAGUGCUGGAACAAAUGAUUUCAUCUUCAAUUAUUAUGACAUUCCUACAAGAAGGCAGCAGUUUAGCAUCAGUGACUAUCAAGAUUUUCUGCUGUAUAAGCUCCAAAAUUUUAUUGAGGGACUUUAUAACCUUGGGUGCCGUACUAUGCUCGUAUCUGGGCUUCCUCCAAUCGGUUGUCUGCCAAUACAAAUGACUGCUCACUCUCCACUUGUAAGGGAAUGCCUUGAAGAGGAGAAUACAGAUGCUGAAGUUUAUAAUGCGAAGCUUGUAACUUUGCUGCCUGAAAUACAAGGGGCCCUUCCAGGGAGCACAAUGUUGUAUUCAGACGCUUACACUCCUAUGAUGAACUUUAUCAACGAUCCACAAAGAUACGGUUUUGUGGAAACUGGAGAAGGAUGCUGUGGCACUGGAUUACUGGAAGCUGGUCCACUUUGCAUUGCACGCCGUCCAACAUGCACAGAUUCUUCCCAGUACCUCUUCUGGGACAGCAUUCAUCCCAGUGAAUCAGCAUAUCGCUAUAUUACUGAAUUCCUUCUAAAUAAUCUGCAGCUUCAUAGCUUAUCACAUGUUAAUAAUAGUCAUUGA
Messenger RNA from Ipomoea triloba (trilobed morning glory), 1130 nucleotides. Its product is annotated as GDSL esterase/lipase At2g30310-like. The transcript is spliced from 3 exons. The record is from RefSeq and is a predicted model, not a curated record. Lineage: Eukaryota; Viridiplantae; Streptophyta; Magnoliopsida; Solanales; Convolvulaceae. The coding region runs from base 48 to 1130 and encodes 360 amino acids. Gene Ontology annotation, molecular function: hydrolase activity, acting on ester bonds.